Molecule: messenger RNA, 616 nt
Organism: Paramecium sonneborni
Lineage: Eukaryota; Ciliophora; Oligohymenophorea; Peniculida; Parameciidae
Source: the annotation of a GenBank genome assembly
UAUGCCUAAUGACACAUUUCUGAAAAUCUUAAAAAAGGGCCCAUUCUAGUUGUCAUUUGGAAAGACUUUGGCAGCGUAUCUUACUAGAGUGCUUGUUACACUUCAUGCAUCUUCUAUAGCCCAUUGCGACAUAAAACCAGAGAAUAUUUUAAUAGCCGCAGAUUACAAUUUGAAAUUCUGUGAUUUUGGUUUUGCUCGUAUUUGUAAAGAGCCUUUAAGACCACCUGGAGGGACUCCUGGAUAUACAGCACCUGAGAUGUAUAUUAAUCCAACAGUAAAUCUAUUUAAAUGUGAUAUUUUUGCAUUGGGUGUAGUAUUAUUUAUUGUAGUAAUGGGAUUCCCUCCUUUUUAAACUAAUGAUCCUAAUGUAAAAGAUGGAUGGUGGGGUUUAAUAUAGAAUAAAUAAUUCGAUUUAUUCUGGAGUAAAUGCGAAUAGUUUAGAUAGUAACAAUUUCCAUAAGAAUUCAAAAAUCUAAUAAUGUCUAUGUUAGAAUGUGAUCCAGAAAAAAGGAUAUCAUUACAGAAAUUAUUGGAUCAUGAAUUUUUAUUGAAUGGAGCUUCAGAAGAAGAAGUUUUACAGGAAAUUGAGAAACGAGUGAAAGAAUGAUUUAUUGAA